GGUUAGAAAGAACAAUUGUCCCUCGCAGCUUCCCGUACAUAAUCUGCUGUUUUGUUGACACUUUUCUCCAUCAGCUGACUGCCCGCUGAGAGACGAUGAGCAGCUCCGUACAGACUGACCUCCUCGGCUUAAUUUUCUCCGGCGAACAAUCGGCAGAUUUCAGGAAGCCUCUCUUUCAUGCUGAGGAGAGCAGCAGCUGAGAAUGGCCGCUGUUUGCUAACGAGUUACUGACCAUUAGCCAGCUAGCAGCUUUAGCUCCCAGCUAACAUCCACCUUCUUUAACCCGAUGUUUGGAGAAGUCAUGGAGGGCAUUUUAUACAAGUGGACUAAUUACAUGACAGGCUGGCAGCCGCGCUGGUUCGUCCUGGAAGACGGCGUGAUCUCGUACUAUGACAGCGAGGACGAUGUCGCGAAAGGCAGCAAGGGAUCCAUCAAGAUGUCCGUGUGUGACAUUAAAGUCCAUCCCACAGACUCGACUCGCCUGGAGCUGAUCAUUCCCGGUGAGCAGCAUUUCUACGUGCGAGCUGUUAAUGCCGCAGAGAGGCAGAGGUGGCUGGUGGCGUUGGGAUCCUCCAAAGCUGGAACUCUGGAAAGCCACAAACACAGAGGUUCAGACUGUCUGAAAACCAAAAUGUCUGAACUUCGUCUGUACUGUGACCUCCUUGUCCAGCAAGUCCAGACUAUCCAAUCACAGCACAGUGGAGACGCAGAAGACCCACCCACUUCAGAGGCCUCGUUGCUCAGUGCCACCUGUGAGACGUUCAUCAGGACUUUGGAGGAGUGUAUGAGCCUAGCCAACCAGAGUUUGACCCCGGACCUCCGACCUCCUGAAAGGAUGAAGCGCUCCAUCAGCCACCCUGGUACUUACAGCUUUGACAGGUCAGGCGUACUAAAGGAGUAUGUGAGUGGAGGUCAGAGGUCAGCUCCACGCAGACAUCGGACGUCCUCUGACAGCUCCGUCUACGAGACUGAACGUUUGCUGCCGGCUCUGAACGGCGACUCGUCCUCCAUCCCGGAGGAGAGGGGAGGGAGCGCGAGCCCGAAGACCACGCCCACAGACACAGACACCGACCUGUCCAUCUGAACACCCGACGCCCGACGGGGUGGACAGGAAGGAAAGGUCAUCUUGGUCUAGGAUUUUUAGGAUCGUCCCUCCUGUGUUUUCUCCACAGAACCAGCUGAGGACUUCAGAGUCAUUCAGUUUCUUUCUGUCGGUGGUUCAUUCAAACUCUGGAGAGGUGGGACUCUGUUUGGGAGGUGGGGUGCCACCAUGCCGUUCCAGAUGAACGGUAGAAACCCGGGUCCCUUUCCAGUGCUACCCCAGCUGGUCGUUCCAGGCAGCUCUAUGUGAACAUAAUGAACUGUGAAUUGCUGGGUUUUGGACAUGCGCUGCUUUAAAAGGACCCCAGAAUGUAAAUCUGUCUGUUGGGACGUUUUAGUGGCUCUGAUGGUGGCGUCUCUUUGGACGGUAGAACUCCAUCUCCAUCUGUGACGGCUCUGAUCUCAAGCUGUUCCUUACAGAACAACCUCAUUGAGUAAUUCAAAUGGACAUUUCUCCACAGACCUCUGCCACUUGUCUGACUGCCUCAUCUUAUUACUACGGUGAAGUGAAUCCUACAACUGAUUGAUGUUUCUUUAAACUGACCUCAGUUUACAAUUAUUCACCCAAAUUCCAUUGUUAGUAAGCAGGUCCAGUCCUGAGGAGGUGGACGAGCCGCAGUCGGGUCAGAUGAAGGGAGCUGACUUGUUACUGACAGCUUCAAUGUGAACAUGUGGCUUUGGUAGUAUUUGCAUUUUGCAUUCACUGUAUUUUAGUAGUGGAUUCCAGUCCAGUCUCACUCUAAGACCAUGAUGAAACUGAUUUUUUAAAUUUUUCUUAAUGAAUGUCUGUUGGGAACAGAUUUGUUGAAGAGGUGAUAAAACUGGUGGGUGCUGGUUUACUGUAAGUCUGUCUUUAACUGUUCUGAUGUUACAGAGUCUAGAUGUAAAACUUUAACUGGGACAUUUUUACUGGAUUGCAAAAGUAGGAAGUGAUUUUGUUUGUAGCUUUGCUCCAACCACAUGACUGUUUGUACCUAACAGUGCAACAUUUUUUUGUACCUGAUUUAAACAACUGAUGGUUUCAAGUCAUUUUCUACCAUCAACCUGCAGUCUGCUGUCAGGACAUGUAGGUCUGCAACUCCAAUAAAGAAUAUCUGCAGUUACUUGGGUUUAAUCAGAUGUCACAAUCUCUUUUAUUUCUUAGGGAUCAACUGAAUCAAACAGGGAUGAGAACCAAGAUAAACUCAUGGAAACACUGAACUGCAGAUAAACCAAGAUGUAAAGUUAUGAUGAUUAAUAAUACUGAGACAUCACCAAACUGACAAAACACAGAGCUGGAGUUUAAUUGGUUUAAGUCACUGGAGUGAUUAGAUAUGAUGCCUUCCAUAAUGAUUCUUAGUGCCAUUGUGAUGCUAGAAAAUCUUCAACCACUAGGUGGCACCAGAGUUGAAGUGUUUGAAUCUUGUCAGCACAAUGAGCAGCAAUACUUUCCACCCUUGAAGCUUCAGCAGCACACUGCUGCCCACAUCUUCAUCACAGCAGUAGAAAAAUAAAAAUAACAUACUGGUGGGAGAAAACCCUCUGCUUUCCUAAAUGACAUAGUUACUCUUCUCUUUCACUUCAUGAGAGAUGCUCAGAAUGCCCCAUCUUCUACCAAUUAACUACUUUACAGGAGUGAUGAGCCACAUCGCUCCUGUAAAGUCUAAACUUCAGCAGAUGUAGAAAAUGUUCCAAAUAUUUCGCCAUUACAGAUUAUAAUGAGGGAUUCUUCAUAAAUCAUAUUCAUAAUUAUACCUACAGUAUAUGUAUCUUAUAAAAUGUUUUAGAUGAUUUUAAAGUCAUAGUCCAACCUUUAAAAAUUGUGAUCCUGAACAUAACAGAAACUGAAUGUAGAAGAUAUCUGAAAUGAUGUGGUUGUGGUUUCAUCUUAAAUUGUACAACAACUAUUUUUUUUCUUCUUUUUGUUUUUUAUACCUCCUCUACCCUAACAGUGAUUGGCUCUCAGAUCUUCAUUGUCCUACAUGAAGCAGGCAUUGCAGGGUUUGGGGUGUGAUCCGUUCUGGUGAUCCUCAGUAGAUUACAGGACUCUAAACUAUUUCAAAUGGUUGUUUUAUGUAGAAGCAGGUCAGUCCUGGAGGCCCUUUGUGCCAUCGAUGGUCAUUGCUGCAUUGAUUUGGUGUGGAAUGUUUAAGCUGCGUCUUCAUAACUUAUAUUCUGUUGUGGCACUUAACAUGAAGUAAUAAAAACCUGUGUUUUUUUUCUGUGACUAUGAUUUUUGAUCUGUCUGCAUGCGCCUGACUGACGGCUGUAACGUUAUUGCUUGUUACCAACAGAUGCACAUUUUACACUCCUGUAAAGAAAUCAUGUGGAAACAAAGAAAAAAAUACCGGAUAGUCAUGAAAACUCUCAAAUCUUAACUCAUGCCAAAAUUUGAAGCUGUUGUAUUUUAUAUUUUCUUGGGCAAACACUUAAUUAUCUGCAUUUUUUAAAAAGUCAUAUACAUGUCUCCACACAAAUUCACCACAGCUUGUAAUUUUUCCACAGGCAAAAUGAAAGUAUUCCGUAACCAUGUAUUACCUUCUCCAACAUAAAGUCUGUAAAUGUGGCUGUUUUUCACUUUAAAGUGAUUCCGUCAGUGUUAAGGCUCUGAAAGUGGAUUAAAGUGACAACAAUGUAAUGGAUUAUUCUGAUUAUCAUACAGGUGUCUGGAACUUCAUGAUCUCUGUUACAGGAAGUUUCUUUAAAUUCAGUAUAAACAUUUAUACUGAAUUUCUAUCUGAUCACGGAUUGAAGUCUGUGAUCAGAUCAGUUUAUACGCUGCUUCUUAAUUUUCUGUUGCGAACAUUGUUUGUCACAUCAUGAUGAAACAACAUUUUCAUAUUUUACUCAUGAGAGCAUCAGCUAAGUGAUAAUACCCAUCAGGUUUCAUUAAUGUGAUUUAGCCAGAUCUUGUUUGAACAUGUGAAGAGUGUGUAUGAAAAUAAAAUAUGGAUAUUAGGAGAAAGUUCUAUUGUAUUAAAAGAAAUCAAAUUUUAAGAUGAGCCAAUCAUCUUGGAAUUACAAUCUUAAUUCUUAGAGAUUUUUUAUUGCAAUGUUUAAUCAGUCAGUGUUUAUUUUGGAACCAAAGGAAAUAUUCUGAUCACUUGUAGUUUUUACAUUUGUUGGGUAAAUAAUCAGUGCAAUUCUCUUAAUGUGGAUUUUACUCAGCCCAGUUUCCACAAUGUCAGACUAAAGUUGAAGUAAAUGGUUUUUGAUUUUUAUAUUUAUAAAGUAGAAAAAUUUAAUUAAUCUCCUGAAUUCCUUUUAUGUUUUUAUUACAGCCUGGUUAUGUUGGCCAAAUAUCAGGAUCUGCCUUAAGAGCUGCACAGAGGGACAUGUGUUUGUAUCGCAUCUGAUUUUUAUUGUCUGAAUAAAGUUUUUGAAGCUGA
Messenger RNA from Poecilia latipinna (sailfin molly), 4469 nucleotides. RefSeq names its product pleckstrin homology domain containing, family A (phosphoinositide binding specific) member 3 (gene plekha3). Gene Ontology annotation, biological process: endosome organization; receptor recycling; retrograde transport, endosome to Golgi. Gene Ontology annotation, cellular component: recycling endosome; trans-Golgi network; early endosome. NCBI's taxonomy places the organism in Eukaryota, Metazoa, Chordata, Actinopteri, Cyprinodontiformes, Poeciliidae. The record is from RefSeq and is a predicted model, not a curated record. Bases 287 to 1084 code for a protein of 265 amino acids. The transcript is spliced from 8 exons.